Molecule: messenger RNA, 342 nt
Organism: Ostreobium quekettii
Lineage: Eukaryota; Viridiplantae; Chlorophyta; Ulvophyceae; Bryopsidales; Ostreobiaceae
Source: the annotation of a GenBank genome assembly
AUGUGCUUACAUCGCCUCAGUCACAAGGUAGCAAUUGACUACCUGUCUUCUGCUGGGACUGCUGUGGCACCUGAAGGUUUUGGAAAGUGCACUGCAAAUUUGGAGCCAAGAAACGUUCUGUCUGUGGCCAAUGCCUUAGUAGUGUUCCUUGCAUCUGGGGCAACUGACACUGUUGGUGCCACUUUUGUGCAGAAGCAAUUGGGGAGUUGUGUGUCGCCGCCAUUAUGGUCCCAUCCAAACCCACAGCGAUCACCACAAACGGCGACAUCCUCCAAACGGGGACCCAAACAUGGGAUGCCACACAGAUGGUGGCAAGCCCUCAAUACAUGGGCUGAAAUGUAA